AUGCUGUGGAAAGCCCCUCCUUCAACAGGGAAAAAGGCAAUCAAAGAGUAUAUUGCCUACAUGAAGGUCAAAGAUGGCGAGUUCAAAGAAGUGAAAAGGGUGCCGCAUCCUGGCCCUGAGGAGCUGAAAGCAGCAAGCAACAAGGUAAAGGCCAUUUUGCCUGUGGAAAGUGGCGGCUGUUCCUACAAGGUGGAGGCCAUUCUGGAGGACGGUACGAAGUGCCCUCCUAGCCCAGUCUCAGACGAAGUAUCGGUAGAUGCAGCACCCAAAGAUAAAAAGAGUGGUGCACCCAGUGGAAAGCGAGUUGCAAAAAAGAUAUUGGCCAAAAGCGGGGAUGCUGCGUUCCAGUAUGAGAUUUUGAAGGCGAGGUUGAAAUACUUCCCACCACUUGGAGUACGAGACUUGAAGCGCUUUGGAACACCAGUUGAUUUCCGACGCUCGCGGGGACCUCGGACCUGUGUCAAGUAA
Durusdinium trenchii is the source of this 468-nucleotide messenger RNA. The record is from the annotation of a GenBank genome assembly. NCBI's taxonomy places the organism in Eukaryota, Dinophyceae, Suessiales, Symbiodiniaceae.